AUGGUUAAAGCUUUGAAAAAUUACAUUGUUGAAACAAAACAAAAAAGUGGUUCUAGUAACAAAUUAUGUUACUGCAAAGCUUGCUUUAUUAAACUUGGUGAAAACAGCAAUGAAUUAAAAACAAUAGUAGAUAAAACUGAACGAUCAAAUUCUACUUCGUCUCAAUCAUCUAAUUAUGGUCCUUUAGAUAAUUUUGUUGCCAGACCUUUAUCUAAAGCAGAUAAUGAAGUUUUUCAUAAACUUAUAUUAAAAGCCACUAUUUCUUGUGGUUUUCCAUUAUCUUGGGUGAAUAAUCAAGAAACAACAGAAUUAUUUAAAUUUCUCAACCCACAUAUCAAACUACCAGAUAGAAAAACCCUUUCCACUAAACUAUUGAAUGAUGCAGUUAAAGAAUAUGAUAAUGUCAUGUUAGAAAAAUUAAGAUUAGAUCAAAUAGGUGUCACACUUAUGUUUGAUGGAUGGACGAAUGUUAGGCAACAAGAAUUAAUGGGAUGUGUUCUUUUGAUGUCAGAUGGAGAACCAUGUGUAUGGCAAGCUAUGGAUAUCAGUAGUGAACGUGAUACAAUGUUUGAAGUUAUGACUAAAACUGAAGAAUUAAUUUCCAAAUUAAUAGAUAUGAAAAUAACAUUGUUAUCAAUAGUAACUGAUAGUGCACCUUCCUAUAAUGCAUCAAGGCAAUUCAAAAAUACAUCAGGCAAUGCCUUAAAAGUGUCAGCCUAUUUUAAAGAUGCUAGACAUAAAUAUUUCAUUGGCCAACUUCGUGAUAUUCAAAAAGAACUUUAUAGCAAAUAUAUUCAACUUGCACUUCCAUGUAAUACCAGGUGGAACAGUCAACAUAAUUGCUUUAAAAGUUUAAUUGCUACUAAAAAUGCUUUACGUUCUUUGGCAAUAAAAUUUGAUCCUUCUUCAUCAACGAAUACAUUGAAAAUUUCACAUGAAAUUGACAAGGCAAGAUUAUAUGAAGUUUUACAUUGUUAUGCAUAUUUGUAUCAAUUUUGGAAAAGUUAUUCUGAUGAACUCUUGGCCAGUAGAAUAUUAUCAAGAUUGGAAAAUAGAUGGAGUUUAUGGGAACAACCUCUUCUCAUUCUUUCUUGGCUUCUUCAUCCUUUUGAAAAUAAUAUUCACAAAUAUUGGUGCUGGGUUCAGGAUGCCUAUCCAGAAAUUGGAAUUGUUGCAGCACAUAUUUUUGGUAUUUGUAUUAAUGCAGCUUCAGUAGAACGACUGUGGAGUAGUAUGGGAUUUUUUCAUUCAAAAAAUCGAAAUAGAUUGGAGUUCACUAGAGUCUUAGAAAUGGCAAAAUUGAAGGCUGGCAUUACAUAUAAUCGACUUCUUCAACAAGAACUUUCUUUAUCAAAUAAAGAAAUAAAUUUAGAAGAACAGAAUAGCAUUGAAAGAGAAAUGAUAUUGGAAGCCGAAUCUUCAAAUGUAAAUACUAACUUAAAUGAAGAAAGUUAUUUGGGUGGACAAAAUGAUGAACAGGAUAAUAAUAGUUUAGAAGCAGAUGUAAUUGCACAGUUUAAUAAUAAUUUGGGUGAGUGGAUAGAAAUUCUUCAAGAAGAAGAAAAUGAAUCUCUAAAUGAGCUUAUAAACAUUGAAGAUGAUGAAUUUUAUAACUUAGAUGUUCAAAGUAUUGAUCAUCCAGCAACAAGCUCCGAUGGGAAAUGGAAAUUGGAAGUUAUAUUAAAAAACGAUAUACAUUGUCCUUUUUAA
This is a messenger RNA of Entrophospora sp. SA101, 1710 nucleotides long. The record is from the annotation of a GenBank genome assembly. NCBI's taxonomy places the organism in Eukaryota, Fungi, Glomeromycota, Glomeromycetes, Entrophosporales, Entrophosporaceae.